This is a messenger RNA of Symbiodinium pilosum, 1488 nucleotides long. Lineage: Eukaryota; Dinophyceae; Suessiales; Symbiodiniaceae. The record is from the annotation of a GenBank genome assembly.
AUGCGAUGGAAGUGCUUGUUCCUGCAAGUACGCCCAUCGGUCUACUGGUGGGUCAUCAUUUCCAUUCUGAAGGGGUUGUUUCUCUCCCUCACGACCGUGAUUUUCGAUUCGCCUAUGGCGCAGACAGUCUAUCUUGGCACAGGUCUACUCGUGUACUUCCUGGCCGUGUUCUGGUUCCUGCCCUGGCGUACGUCCACGCUGCUUUGCCUCGACGUAUUGCUCCACUACGUGUUGGCAGUCCUUUGCCUCCUCAUGCCCUUUUUCGUGCCGGCCUCGGCGACAGAACUUCAGGAUGUGGCGCUUCUGUUCCUGCUGGUGAGCUUCAUUGGUGCCAUCUACGCCUGCGGCUGUGUGCUUGGCGUCCUGCGUACGCAGUCACCCAAUGCCCAAAGGGCAUGGAGGCUGACCUACGAGAAGGACGCGCGGAAGUUCGUGCAGGUCUUCCAGGUGAUGAACGAUGAGAAGGUCAUGAAGGAUGUCUUAGACGGACUUGGAGACGUAGACCUCUCGACGUCCAUCUCUGUGAUGAAGCUCCUCAGUGUGGAGCUUCUGGGCAACCGCGAGACAGGCCGACUGAUCUGGAGGAGUCGACGUGAUGACCAGCCCGUGUAUCCCAAGGCAGUGUGUGUCAGGGCUAAGGUCACCAUGCAGAUGGUGCAUGAUCGGGGUCUUGUGGUCAUCAUGGGCAAGGCAGAGCUCGCUGCCUACAAUCUGAAGGAUUAUGUGGCUAAGCAUCCUGGUGGAUCUGACAUCCUCCUUGGCAUGUUUGGGCCAGGCUUAUCUGUCAGAAUUUUUGAGGUCGAGUUCGAGACCAUGCGCCAUUCACCGGUGAGCCACCUCUUUGUGGGUGCCGUGGACAGUCAUGCAGAUGCAGAGGACAUCGCAGACCAUGCCAAUGGCAGGAAAAGGCUGUCCUUGACAGGUGGACGACAGCACUCGCGGGCCAACAUGCAAGAAAACAGUUGGUGGGAUGUCGGCGAGCGAGGCUUCUUGCCAACGCUGGAUCCCAUAAAACAGCUGCCCGCGCCGUGGGAUCAGCUGAUCUCCUUCUGUGAACUACUUCCUGGCUUGAAUGCUCAGAUGCAGUUCCGGCGCAUGGCGCGAACGAUGCUGCAGCUUCCCGAGACCGAAGAGGAUUUGGUGCGUUCCUUGGAGAUGCUUUCCGAGGGGGAAUUGGAGUGUUUGCAUUCAGUCCUCGGCUACAUUUGCCUCGCCUUUGUUCACGCCCCUGUGCAUGUCUAUGAGAACAACACUGUGUUAUGUGACCUCCUCGGCAAGGAUGAAACUUUGACCGAGCUGCCGGAUUGGCUGGGACUUCCCUGGCUGAAGGAAACAGAGCUCUUUGAGCACAUCCUGAUUGGGCUUUCCCUGGUGCUGUUUCAGCUCCUGUCUCCAAGAGGCGGCUCCAUCCAGGUUUGUUCUUUCCGUAUACGCUUCCAAGAAGUGUUUCGACAGUCACCGAAGGCAGCUCAACACUUCCCAUCCUGA